AGCUGACUGCGACUGCAGUUUAGUGCUUGAGCAGAAAUGUUUUAGUCAUAUUGUGUUUUAGUCUCAUGAUUUUUUUAUGAUCUAGUUUCUUAAUGUAUUAAUUUAACGUUACUCGCAGAUGACGUAAAGCUAGUCGGGAGUUAACGGGCUCCUCACGCUGCGACACUUCCUAAGUUGCCAUGCUGAUAAUAAGCAGAGAUGCAGUGGAAAAGUUUGUCUGUGUUUGUGUUUCUCAUUCACAUCAGCCACACUUCAGGAGCUUCUUAUGUGAUCACAGCUGACGUGGGGACACCAGUAGCAGAUCUCAAACACUUCUGGAGAAGCACUGGUUUCUGUCCCCCUCUCCCUCACACUGAGGCCCACCAGUUUGACCUAAGUAUUGACCAGGAGCUGAACCUGGCCUAUGUGGGCUCAGUCCCCCAUGGAGGGAUCCAGCAGGUCAGGAUACACUGGAUGUUGGAGCUGGUCACAGCACAAGAUGUUGGAGGACAACCCCAGUACAACUUUACAAAGCUGGACCAGCUGAUAGAACUCUUGUGGGUUAAUGGACUCCAACCAGGUUUUGAACUGAUGGGCAGUGUUUCGAACUACUUCACCGAUUUCGAGGACAAAGCACAAGUGGUCGAGUGGAGAAACCUGAUUUAUCUCAUAGCCAAGAGAUACAUCGACAGAUAUGGUUUAGGAAGCGUCUCUCAUUGGAACUUUGAAACAUGGAAUGAGCCCAACAACCACGACUUUGAUAAUGUCACAGUGUCUAUUCAAGGGUUUCUAAACUACUAUGAUGCCUGCUCUGAGGGUCUGCGUUCUGCUAGCAGUCUGCUGAGGUUCGGGGGCCCAGGAGACUCCUGUCAUUCCCCCCCACACUCACCAUACUGCUGGGCCAUGCUCCAGCACUGCUACAAUGGCACCAACUACUUCACUGGAGAGACGGGGGUCCGAAUCGACUACAUCGCUCUGCACAAGAAGGGAGGAGGCUACUCCAUGCCCAUCAUCCAGCAGGAGAUACAGACAGUAGGGGAGAUCCAGGAGCAUUUCCCCAACUUCCGCAGCCUCCCCGUCUACAAUGACGAGGCCGAUCCUUUGGUGGGCUGGUCCAGACCUCAGGAGUGGAGGGCUGAUGUGACCUACGCUGCCAUGGUGGUCAAGGUGAUCAACCAGCAUCAGGAUCUGCUGCUGGCUGACCCAAACAGCACCAUCAACUACACCCUGCUCAGCAACGACAACGCUUUCCUCAGCUACCACCCGCACCCCUUCACCCAGCGCACACUGACCGCCCGCUUCCAGGUUAACAACACCCACCCGCCUCACGUGCAGCUGAUCAGGAAGCCCGUCCUCACCGUCAUGGGUCUGCUGGCUCUGUUAGGAGAGACCCAGGUCCUAGCUCAAGUUUUGAGCCCAGCAGGAACCAAAAACAGCACAGUGGGAGUUCUUGCCAGCAGCCACCAGCCUGUAAUACACGGCGGAUCAGACAGCUGGCAGGCAGCAGUGCUGAUCUACAACAGUGACGACAACAGCACCUCCACCAGCACUGAUGAUAUCACCGUCUCACUGAAAGGCCUGGCUGCACAGACAGGACUUGUGUACGUCACAUAUUACAUGGACAAUAACCUGACCAAUCCAUACCAGCUAUGGCAGAGCAUGGGAAGCCCAGACUACCCCACAGCAGAACAGUUCAGACAGCUCAGGACUCUGCAGGACCCUCAUGUUGAUGGACCCUGGCCAGUUCCUGCAGGAGACACGCUGACUCUGAAGGCUAAACUGUUUGUGCCCUCUGUUCUCCUGAUCCAUGUUUGUGCUCAGCCUAAAGCUGUGCCAGACCAGGUCAAUGGAUUACGCUUCAUCCGGAUCACCAAAGGCCAAGUCCUGAUUGUCUGGUCUGAUCACUGUGUUGACUCCAAAUGCAUUAAGACAUUUGAAGUGGAAUUGUCUACAGACAGCAAGGAGUUCAACAGGAUUAACUCCAAGGACAUCAUUUUUACCUCAUAUGUGUAUUCACCUGUGGACCAGGAGGUUGGUGGUGUGUACAGAGUUCGAGCAGUGGACUACUGGGGAAAGCCUGGACCGUACUCGCUACCUGAGAGGUACUCAGAGGAGCAUUAGACCAGAGUCAACUCUGCUAGCGUUCAUAAAACAUGAUUUAAUUCUUGUGUACAGUGUAAAUUCAUUUUUACAGAGAUCAAUAUGUUUUAUAGUUUAUCUGUUAGCAGUUCAGCAUCAUUUCAGUCAUAUCACUUUUGUUCUUUUUGACAGUAAAAAUGUCAUUUUUCAUCUAGAGAAUUUGAAUGGUAGCUGUUUGAAAGACAUUUGAUUAUAAUAGUCAUUUUGAUAUAAAUAUAUAAAUAUAAAAUUGACAGAAUGCAGUAAUCAUCAGUGUGCAUUUAUAGCUCACAUACAUUUCUGAUGCUGAAUUAUAGAUUUAUUAUUCUGUGACUGGAGAUAUAUUAAGAAAUUGACCACUUUCUUCCUUUGUGGAAACAUUUUUAACUACCUGCAGCAUCAAGCACACAGGAACAUGUAAAUAUAGUAUUUUGAGCCAAAUUAAGUUUGCAUUGGGAAAUCCAUGACAACAAUUUAACCACGGUGUUAAAAUGGGUUCAAAGCUAAAACAUAUCAUGUGUCGUCAUUGGAAGGAAAAUACAAGUUUUAUACAUCAUGUGACUGAGUGCUGAGAUUAGUCAUCAGCUGUUGACACUGAAAAGCUGAUGUUGAUGUGAAUGUGUUUUUUAUAAUGAAUAAGUAAAAGUUGGAUCA
This is a messenger RNA of Scomber japonicus (chub mackerel), 2751 nucleotides long. It is a transcript of the gene idua, whose product is annotated as alpha-L-iduronidase. The record is from RefSeq and is a predicted model, not a curated record. The transcript has 14 exons. Gene Ontology annotation, biological process: carbohydrate metabolic process. Gene Ontology annotation, molecular function: L-iduronidase activity. The coding region runs from base 199 to 2100 and encodes 633 amino acids. NCBI's taxonomy places the organism in Eukaryota, Metazoa, Chordata, Actinopteri, Scombriformes, Scombridae.